Cutaneotrichosporon oleaginosum is the source of this 1859-nucleotide messenger RNA. RefSeq lists its product as uncharacterized. NCBI's taxonomy places the organism in Eukaryota, Fungi, Basidiomycota, Tremellomycetes, Trichosporonales, Trichosporonaceae. The record is from RefSeq and is a predicted model, not a curated record.
AGCAUGCCCGACGUCCACCUCUUCCUCCUCAUCCACGGUCUGUGGGGCCACCCUUUCCAUCUCGCCCAAGCCAAAGCCGAGCUCGAGGCUGCGUGGCACGCCCACACCCCCUCCAGCACCGGCACGCAUGGGACGCCUGGGACGCCCGACGGCGAUGUCACCGGCGCCGAGACCACGCCGCUUCACACCUCCUCGGUGUGUUCCAGCGACAGCGGCGACACGAUGGUCGACCGGCUCAACCUCCGCAUGCGCCCGGACCUCGUGGUCGUCGUCGCGGAAGGCAUGACUGCCAUGCUGACGUAUGAUGGGGUGGACGUGUGCGCGAGCCGUGUUGCUUGGGAGGUGGACGAGCACAUCGCUGAGAUCGAGCACGGUGGUCGCCGCGUCACACACAUCAGUAUUCUCGGGUACUCGCUGGGCGGUAUGGUCGCGCGCUACCUCGUCGGCCUGCUCGAGGCGCGCACGCCCUCGUUCUUUGACAAGCACAUCCCCGUGUCGUUCACGACUAUCGCUACCCCUCAUCUUGGCGUGGCUCGUUACAACACGCUGCUCUCCAACGUCGUGUUCUGGCUCGGAGCACGCCUUCUGAGCCGCUCAGGCGAGCAGAUGCACCUCGUCGACACGUAUUCGGAGAUGGAUCCGCGUCCGCUGCUGGAGGUCAUGGCCGAUCCGAAGCACGUCUGGCACCAAGCCCUUGCCCGCUUCGACCAAGUUCACGUGUACGCCAACACCAUCAACGACAACACGGUGCCGUUCCCCAGCGCGGCGAUCGCUUCCACAGACCCCUUCGUGCAGUGGACCGAGCGCGGACUCGACGUCGACGCGGACGACGCGGGCAUCGUCUCGCACUGGCGCUUCCCGCACGGCGGUGCGCCGCGCAAGCGCAAAGUACGCUUCCACCUCGGCAGCCUGCCGCCGACGCUCCGCUUCCGCUGGCCGUACUCGUGGAUGAUCCUGGCGCUCUUCCCCAUCGUCUUCCCCAUCCUUGCGCUGUUCGUCUUCUGCCGCUUCAGCCUCGACACCCGCCGCUCCCGUCUGCGUCUGCAGCGUCUUGCACGCUCCUACAGCGACAUCAGUCCCGAGUCUGGGGCAUCCCCCAUUCCCUCCCCCCACGGACUCAGCAUCGACGCCCUCCGCGCCGCUAUCCGUGCCGUCGAGCGUUCGCUCGAGCAGGACCUCAUGGAGGCCGCUGAUGCCGCCGACACCGCGCCUUCGCCGCCGGAGGACGAGCCUGAUUCGCCGGCGUACCCUGAGCCCACGAUCAAGGCUCUCCUCUCCGACAGCCAACACCGCAUGGUCUACUGGCUUAACCAGCUCGAGCCGACGCGCCACCUUGCGUGGUUCCCGGGAGUCGCCAACGCCCAUGCCGUCAUUGUAGUGCGAGACCCGGCCAAGUUCGCUGUGCACGAGCGCGGCCGCGGUGUCCUCCAGCACUGGGCCCGUGUUGCGGUCCACGCCGCUGAGGAGGCCGUCCUUGUCAAGGAGUCCGCGACUUGACGGCCUCACAAUCUUGUGAUCUACUGCGCAUCUCCAUUGAUCAGGCUCCAAUUUCCGCAACAUGUUUAUUCCGCAUAGACCGCACACCUCGUUCAUCAUGUACAUUUUAUAGAGCGUUGGGCCAUGGCUGCCUGGUACAAUGUAGGUGGUGCCUGUAAGAUACAACAUGCGACGGAGCGAGGGGAGGAGUCGGAGUUGGAAGAGAAUGCUGGGCAGAAGUAGGUUGUACAUGAAGCGGGUGAGGUGUUGAGGUAUUAUAAUGAAUUUCUCAGGCGUUAGAGACGUCCGGCGCCGUCACCUACCCCGUGCGUUUGAGCCACGGAACAUGUCCGUUGAGGUAAACGAGGUGCACGUUCCAGUGC